Messenger RNA from Gasterosteus aculeatus aculeatus (three-spined stickleback), 394 nucleotides. It is a transcript of the gene ndufb1, whose product is annotated as NADH:ubiquinone oxidoreductase subunit B1. Gene Ontology annotation, cellular component: respiratory chain complex I; mitochondrion. Lineage: Eukaryota; Metazoa; Chordata; Actinopteri; Perciformes; Gasterosteidae. The record is from RefSeq and is a predicted model, not a curated record.
UUUCAGAGUUGGUAGAGUCCAAUGUCCUCUGCCUUGUGAGUGAAGAGCUACAGGCCACGGCUUGGUGUAAACAGAAGGAACCAUGGUCAACUUCCUAUCACUUGCCCGUGAUCAUUGGGUGAACAUAUUGGUGCCCAUGGGCUUCGUGGUUGGAUGGUACCUGGACAAACAGCAGGACCAGAAGCUGACAGCUUUCAGGAACAAAAGUGUUUUGUAUAGCAGGGAGCUGAAACCUGGUGAGGAGACGACCUGGAAGUAGGCCACCUCCACCUGGAUAAUGUGUCCCGUCACCUGUGGUGUGAAUGAUGAGUGUCCCUCAAAUCAGAAUAUUUAAGAAGACUAUCUCUGUUAAUCAGUUGUAUCAACAGAUAAUAAACAUGCCCUUUCUCAUUAA